AUGUCUGGUAAGCGACAAAGACUCGCCAAUUCCCCCAAGCCCUCCCAGUCUUUUGCGGACCCAAAUCGCCCCAAUUCCUCCUACACCAAGAGUUCUGAAGCAUCAACUAACAGCAACGAUCCAGGCGAAGCAGAACCCCGCCGAUCGGUACGCGCCACAAAAGGCCAACACACCAAGUCAUUCGACGAGCUUGAGCCUGCGACUGUGCCGAAGAAGCGACAAACUAAGAAAACUAAGAAGGCCAAAGAACAAGAGCAGGAACAGGAACAGGAACAUGAGCAGGAGCAGGAACAACAGCAGGAACAAGAAGAGGAGGAGGAGGAUGAGCUGAUCCGCUGUGUCUGCGGCGCCACAGAACAAGAUGAAGAUUCCGGCGAAGCUUGGAUCGCCUGCGAAACCUGCGGCGCAUGGCAACAUAAUGUAUGCGUGGGAGUAAGCUCAUUCGACGACGAGAUUCCUGACCAUUACUGGUGCGAACAAUGCAGACCGGAUGAUCACAAGGAGCUUCUCGAUGGUAUAGCUAAAGGAGAAAAGCCCUGGGAAGCCCGGCGCAAAGCACACGAGGAGGAGUCCAAGAAGAAGAAACGUGGUGGACGCAAAGGGAAGGGCAAGCGGCACAGUGAGACUAAGGAAGAAGAUAAGUCCAAGGUCAAGUCGUCCCCUGCACCGGACACAUCGAAAGACAAGAAGGACGCAAAGGCUGGGAAGCGAAAGAACCGUGAGGAUUCUCAGGAUGCGGAUGGCAAGUCGGCUAAGAUACGUCGUGUGUCAGAAAACGGAACUGCACCUGUUCCCGUUUCAUAUACACCACCGGAUGACCUCGCCACUACGAUCGCGGAUCUACCUGGCUCUAGGACAGGACCUGUAAAAGCACUGAGCAAGUCCACAAGUUAUGUUCUGGCGUCAAUGCUAAAGCAUGGCGAUCUUCACCUAGAGGAAGAGAGCUCAGUUGAGUCUAUGUCAGAGACUUUCGCCCUCCAGAUUGAACGUAGUGUAUACGAUGCGUACCCCACACCCAAGGGACAGAAAGAGUACAACCAGCAAAUCAAGUCGUUGAGCUUCAAUUUGAAGAACAACCCGGAGUUGUGCCAGGGACUUGUGUACAAGACUCUGUCUCCCACAAUGCUGGCAACCAUGACUUCAGAGCAGCUUGCCUCGUCAGAGAUGCAGAAGCAGACCGCAGAAAUGAAGGCCAGGGCUGAGAAACAAUCAAUACUCUAUACUUCCGAAACGGGACCUCGCGUCAGAAGAACCCAUAAGGGCGAAGAGGUUGUCGAUGAUGAAACGUUUGUCAACGAUUCUGCCGUACCGCUCCCUCCAGGGCCUCGUCGCCCAGACCCUCAGCAUGUUAAAAAGGAGCCCACGGCUAACGACCAGCCUGAUUUGGCCUCACACCCACAGCGAAGCGAUGACAAGCAACGGUCACCAAGUCAAGCCGAUUUUGAUAUCGCAAAGGUUUUCUCAAGCGUCAAAUCUCCAACCGCAUCUCAAAACCGCAGGCCUUCGGCUUUGGUGACUGGAGCUAACGGUCCCGGUGUAGAUCCUGAUGUGGAUCGCAUGCUUCAAGACGAAAACGAGUCGCCCCCUUACUCACCCACCGAGGAGACCCAAGACCCUGACGUUGUGUGGCGUGGCUCGCUUGCCAUGAGUUCGAUUGCUGAUUUCCAAGCAACAGCCAAGUACAUUGGUGGUGCAAACUUUGCCUCAGUUGGACCGUGGUCGGAUUUGAUCCCCCAGAGGUUGGCUGUGGCUGGCCGUAUUACGGAGCAGGCUGCUAUCGAAUAUCUCUGUGGCCUUCGUUACAGUAAAUCAACCGACAUCAUCGUUGUGUCCCUCACCCCCGUAUCCCCAGUUGCGCAUGCUGAAUUCCUUGCUCUUCUGAAAUAUUUUACUGAUAAGAAGCGUUACGGCGUCAUCGGAGACAAAUCUAAAGCCAACGUUCGGGACACUUAUUUAGUGCCAGUCCCGCCAGGGGAGGACAAUUAUCCUGAGUUUAUGCUCAACUUGGUUGACAACAAAAUUCCACGGGUGCGCGACGAGCCUAUGUUGCUAGCUGUCUUUGUUUAUCAUACUGAGCCUGAGCAACUUAAACACCUCAAGGAUGGACUUGCCAUUCAGCAGGAUGCCACUGGCGUAGGGUCACCGACCCCCGCCGCUCCUGCACAGAGGAGUAACUCGACAGCGUCGGCUGGUCCUGCGUUCUCGCCGGCAACCCCUCAAGCACCUCAAGGAGGGUUUCCACAGCAAUCGUCCCCAGCCCAGUGGCAGUCUACCACUCAGACGCCUGUACCCAUCCCGCAACCGCCAAAUUACGCUAAACCUCAACCACCACCACCGCCACCACCAGUAGUGGCACCCCCGAAAGUGACGGACGCACAGAAGCAUCAGGCCCAACAAGCAGGCAUGCUUGCGGCCCAGGAAAUGCUUGGACCUUUGAUCAACGUACCAACUGUACAGUUUAUUCUGCCCCAAGCUUACCAGAUGGCCCGCAAAGAGUGGGAAGUUGUUAGAAGAGUUCUAGAGCGCGACCCCAAAGCGCGUGACGAUCUUCAGCAUCUUGGUAUUUUGCUAGAGAGGGAGACAGGCGAGAAGAACGGAGGAGCCGUUGCACCAUGA
Fusarium pseudograminearum CS3096 is the source of this 2616-nucleotide messenger RNA. RefSeq lists its product as uncharacterized. Lineage: Eukaryota; Fungi; Ascomycota; Sordariomycetes; Hypocreales; Nectriaceae. Gene Ontology annotation, molecular function: RNA polymerase II transcription regulatory region sequence-specific DNA binding. The transcript has 2 exons. Bases 1 to 2616 code for a protein of 871 amino acids. Gene Ontology annotation, biological process: DNA-templated transcription; regulation of mRNA 3'-end processing; transcription antitermination. The record is from RefSeq and is a predicted model, not a curated record. Gene Ontology annotation, cellular component: nucleus.